AUGAUCAUACCACAGACAAUGUGCAGCAGAGAGGGAAGCUUUGUGAGAGGUUUAGAAAGCAAAUAUGGAUUCUACAUUGGCUUAGCCCUUGCCAUCUUCUCCAGUUUCCUCAUCGGCAGCAGUGUCAUCCUCAAGAAGAAAGGGCUGCUGCGGCUGGUGGACAAAGGGAGCACCAGAGCAGGAGACGGAGGUCAUGGCUACCUUAAGGACUGGCUGUGGUGGGCUGGACUGUUAACCAUGGGUGGAGGGGAAGCUGCCAACUUUGCUGCCUAUGCGUUUGCACCUGCAACUAUCGUCACCCCCCUUGGCGCCCUGAGCGUGCUCAUAAGUGCCAUCCUAUCUUCCUAUCUGCUCGGAGAGCGGCUAAACCUGCUGGGAAAGCUAGGCUGCAUGCUGAGCAUUGUGGGUAGCACGGUGAUAGUGAUACACGCCCCAGAGGAAGAAGAGGUCACCACGCUGGCCGAAAUGGCUUCAAAACUGAAAGAGCCCGGUUUCCUCGCUUACGCUGCCAUCCUCUUAGUCACCUGCCUGAUUCUGAUCUUCUUCCUCGCACCCCGCUACGGGCAGCGCAACAUUCUCAUCUACCUCACCAUCUGCUCCGUGAUCGGUGCCUUCUCAGUGUCUUCCGUCAAAGGACUGGGGAUUGCCAUCAAGGGCUUCUUUGCUGACCAGCCUGUCCUGCAGAACCCGCUGACCUGGAUCCUCAUCCUCACGUUGGUGGCUUCCGUCACCACUCAGAUCAACUACCUCAACAAAGCCCUAGACAUUUUCAACACCUCCUUGGUAUUUCCCAUCUACUACGUGUUAUUCACCACCAUAGUCAUCACCACUUCUAUCAUCCUCUUUAAGGAGUGGGUCGCCAUGUCGGUGGUGGACAUUAUUGGGACGGUUUGUGGCUUCCUCACCAUUAUUUUGGGGGUGUUUUUACUCCAUGCCUUCAAAGACAUGGAUAUAAAUUUGGGGAACCUACCGCAUGUUCUUCAGAACAGCGACCAGGCACCAGCAAUCAAGGACGACAAGAACAUUCUGAUAGAAGUGGACAAUUCUGGCAUGAUUGCCGAUGAUAAACCCAAAGUAUUCAUGAUCUACAGCUAA
Emys orbicularis (European pond turtle) is the source of this 1095-nucleotide messenger RNA. It is a transcript of the gene NIPAL4, whose product is annotated as NIPA like domain containing 4. Gene Ontology annotation, cellular component: membrane. The record is from RefSeq and is a predicted model, not a curated record. Lineage: Eukaryota; Metazoa; Chordata; Testudines; Emydidae. The transcript is spliced from 6 exons. Gene Ontology annotation, molecular function: magnesium ion transmembrane transporter activity. Bases 1 to 1095 code for a protein of 364 amino acids. Gene Ontology annotation, biological process: magnesium ion transport.